Messenger RNA from Malaya genurostris, 576 nucleotides. RefSeq lists its product as uncharacterized. Lineage: Eukaryota; Metazoa; Arthropoda; Insecta; Diptera; Culicidae. The transcript is spliced from 2 exons. The record is from RefSeq and is a predicted model, not a curated record. The coding region runs from base 37 to 486 and encodes 149 amino acids.
UUGUGGCGGGCCUUCAAAAUUUGCAGUCAUCAUAAAAUGGCCCACUGUUUAAGAAAAACAGUUUUGUUCAAAAUUCUGACUCCGACUUUUCGUGGAACUAUACGUAGCUUGCAGUUUUCGACCUCCGGAAGUGAGAAUGGCGACGACGAUAGCAGUAAGACAUUGCAAAAGAAACUCAACGACGUACACAGCUACGAACCGGUAGACGACCCGGAAUCACUCGUGAAGACCACAAUUAUCAAACGCAAUUCGAUCUUGCAACAACCAACGAAGACACCGGAAGAAAUGCUCGAGGAUGCCGCACAGGUUAUCGCAAAUCGUUCGGAACAGGAAACAGCAGAAGGCGAAUCUGUCUCCGUCGGGUACGAUAUUCUGCAGGAAUUGGAGGAGAGGCUGGAAGAAAUUCUUUCCAAUGAUGAAGAUAGAUCGAAACCGAGUUCACGGAGUGAUGAAGACGGAGAAAGCGAUUCGAAGAAUCCCGGAUAAAAGCAAGGACCAUCUCUGAAAAUCAGAAUAACAGGUUGAAUUAUUUUCAUUAAGAAAUAGAAUAAAUGAACAGUAUUUCAACUGAGUCUA